This is a messenger RNA of Lucilia cuprina (Australian sheep blowfly), 457 nucleotides long. RefSeq lists its product as uncharacterized. The transcript has a single exon. Bases 199 to 441 code for a protein of 80 amino acids. The record is from RefSeq and is a predicted model, not a curated record. Lineage: Eukaryota; Metazoa; Arthropoda; Insecta; Diptera; Calliphoridae.
UUUUCUAAAUAGUCAUUAACAACAGUUACACCUUAGUACAACAAACUUGAGUUCAAAUUUGUAAAUAAUUAUAGGAAAAAAACCCUCAACAAAUAUUAAAAUUUAUUAAGAUUUCUUAUAUUUUUAUAAAAAAUACAUAUAAAACUAAUCUUAUAUUAUUAAAAACUCUAAAAAGAAUUGAAAUCAACUGCGACAAACAUGGCUCAACCUGCUCAACCUUCUCAACCUGCUGCUGACAACGCUGAAAAGAAAGACGAAGAGGUUCAAGUUCCCAAAAGUGAAGAUUUUUUCGAUUCGAAAACCUUUCGUUUAAUUACAUUGGCUUUGUAUAUGGGCGGCGUGAGUGGUUUGGGCAUGACUUUGGCCAUGUAUUAUUUAUUUAUAUGGGAUUCCAGUAUGCCUCCGCUGCCAGAAUUCAAACAUACACAUCACAUGGGUUAACGCAAUAUUUAACCAA